Molecule: messenger RNA, 948 nt
Organism: Necator americanus (New World hookworm)
Lineage: Eukaryota; Metazoa; Nematoda; Chromadorea; Rhabditida; Ancylostomatidae
Exons: 7
Coding region: 1-948 (315 amino acids)
Source: RefSeq, a predicted model, not a curated record
AUGAAUGACAUAAAUAAUUGGCGUGAGGAGGAAACGUUGGAUCUGACGAGCGACCUUAGUUCAAACGGGUCGGAUAAGAGUGAAGACGGCGGUGAGACCACAACGACCACGCUGAGGCCUGAGGACUUAUCCACUAAUUGUUCUGCAGUACUCGAACCUAAAACACCGACUGCUACUGUUUUGAACCGCUCGGGCACUUCUGCUACUUGUGGUCGCCUCUCCUUGUCUCAGCCUGUGCUUUCAGAUGCAACACCAUCUCCGGGGCAGAUGCGUCUAAAUAUGUCUGCUGGAAAUAUUUCUCGCCCUCCAAAACCACAACGUGUUCCACUUGUGAAGACGCAAGAAGAAAAUGAAGCCCUGAGACAGAAAGUGGUGGAACUAAAUGCAAAACUCAACGUCGCAACGUACCAAAUUAUGGAACUUGAGAGGUUGCUGCCUCGUGAAGUGAAAGACAUUUUAGAAGAGUACUACUCGUUACAAAACUCAAGACUCGAAGUGAUAAACGAGCGGGAGGAAUUGGCAGCAAGAAGGCGCCAACUGGAAACGGAGGCGAAACAAUCAGAGGAGAACGCAGAGAGCAAGCUUGAGACCUGUAGGACGGAACUUUGCGACAGCGAACAAAAAAGAAAGGAAUUGCAGCGACAAAAUGAGCUGCAAAAGGAACGGAUCGCUGAUUUGGAAUCUGCUUUGGCCAAAAUAGAGGAGAUUCCAACAAGUCUGGAUGCUUUGAAGGGCGAGGACAGUGACUGGACUAUUAGAUCCGAAUGUGACAUUAUCGCGAACGAGUUACGCGAACGACUUUCCGAUGCUGAGAAGGAGAAUCAACUACUUCGUCGUAAAAUCGAGGAGCAACAAAAGGAAUUGGACGAAAGAGCUACUGCUUUCACUGAUGUGACAUCACAAAGCAAGUUAAGUGUGACCACAACAACAGUCAUGCAAAAUGUUUAG